UCACCGUUCCGCGGCACAAUCCUGCUGCUCUCGGACGGGCCCAGUAUCACCACGGAGUUCGGAGCUAACACACGUCUCUCGGAUAUUUACUUACCCUGCACUACUUCCCAAAAACCUGCGCGUUUGACACCGGUGGAAACUUCAUAUUCCUGUUCACGUACCCUCAGGGGCCGGACGCAAGCUGUCUUUGACGAUGCUUUACUGUCUGCUGGCUCUCGUGACACUCGUGCUACUGGGCGCGGACGCCAGGCGCGGGGAAACGACGUUCGGGAACAACAACAACAAUGGGAACCCAUUGGACAACGACAAGUGGAUGAGCACCGUGUCUCAAUACGACAAGGACAGAUACUGGAACAAAUUCCGAGACGAGGUUGAGGAUGACUUCAGGAGCUGGACUCCAAGCAAGCCGGCAGACUCAGACACAAAGGCCCGAGCCGGGAGGAACGUAGAACCGGGACCAAAGAGCCACUCGGCACCGGGGAAGUGGAAGAUAGAUGAUGGAGGUUUGGACAUCACCAAGGAUCCUUGUCUGAAAGUACGCUGCCCACCGCACAAGGUGUGUGUCAGCCACGACUACCAGACAGCCAUCUGCACCAAUCACAAGCAGGUACCCCACAGCAGUGUGAAGGCCAAAAGAGGGAGCGUGGCCCAUAAGCAGCAUAAGCUGGCCGAGGUGAAUCAUGGGAAAUGUAGGCCCUGCCCCGCCCUCCAAGCUAACCCAGUGUGUGGCUCAGAUGGACACACCUACACAUCCAAGUGUAAACUGGACUUCCAGGCCUGUACCUCUGGCAAGAGCCUGCUGGUGAAAUGUGAGGGGCCCUGUCCCUGUCUGCCUGGACAGGAACUGAUCAAACACCACAGUGAAAAAUCUGCAUGUACAGACAGUGACCUGCGCAGCCUGGCCUCCCGCCUCAAAGACUGGUUCGGAGUUCUGCACCAGGACGCCAACAGAGACCUCAAGACGUCCAGUGACAGCUCACAAGGCCACUUUGACACCAGCAUCCUGCCCAUCUGCAAGGACUCACUGGGCUGGAUGUUCAACAAGCUGGACAUGAACUACGACUUGCUGCUGGACCACACCGAGCUGAGCGCCAUCUACCUGGACAAGUACGAGCUGUGCAUGCGGCCGCUCUUCAACUCCUGCGACUCCUUUAAAGACGGCAAGCUCUCCAACAACGAGUGGUGCCUCUGCUUCCAGAAACCAGAGGGUCUUCCGUGCCAGAACGAAAUGAACAGGAUUCAGAAUCAAAGCCGACGGAAGCCUCUAUUAGGGGCCUCUAUUCCCAGGUGUACUGAUGAGGGCUACUAUAAGGCCACUCAGUGCCAUGGGAGUCAGUGCUGGUGUGUGGACAAAUAUGGCAAUGAGAUCGCCGGCUCCAGGAAGCAAGGCAACCCCACCUGUGCAGAGGAAGACCAGGAGACAUCUGGAGAUUUUGGCAGUGGAGGCGCUGUGAUUUUACUGGACGACCAGGAGGAGGAGGAGGAGCCCCGCAUGAGUGGGCGUGUCCGACAGAAGGAGAGACGAGGCAGACUCCGUCCCCGCGGCGCGAUUGAGGAUGAUGAGGAUGAAGACGAUGACAAAGAUGACGAGAUUGGCUACCUGUAGUAGCUCUGCCCAUCUCUUUCUCUUUAUCUGUUUCUAUCUAUCCCUCUCUCUUUCAUUGGCCUACCAGGGACCCCAGUUCAACUGCACAGAUCUAAAGCCAUUCCUCCUCUUUUCCUCAACCAUUAUUCAUCCAUUCUUUCUCUCUCUAUCUCCUUUUUUCCCAUAGUUCUCUGUUUCUUCCCCCUGUGUUAGUUCGCUCUUGUUUUGCCCUUUUUUUCCAUUUGCCCCCAUCUCUCUCUACCGAUUCCAAUUCUUCUACUCACAAUUAUGGGACUCUAUGGAAUCAGUAAAGACUCUUUUGUGACCUUUUGUGACCUUUAAGCCAGUACAGCUAAACGAGUAUGUCCCUGCUUCUCUUCACAAUUCUCAAUGGAACCUCUUCCCACUCUUCUUGUCAUCCACUCUCUAUGGUCUCUGUCACUCUAACUUGAGCUCUUUGUCUCUCUUCACUCCUGUCUCUAUAACUCCUUUGCUCUAUACCUCUCUCUAUCUCUCUCUCUCUAUCUCCCUCUCUCUCAGUCUCUCAGUCUGUCUUCUAGUCUGACUGACGCCAGAGAGGUUUUGGAUGUAUAUAUUUUAACCUCCUUCAGAUAGGCAGCAUUUGCUCUUGCCUCUCUCCUGAUUAUCUCAAAGGAGGCGUUCUCACACAAAUGCGUCAGGAGAACCCCGUAGAACGCCAGUCCUCCUCUUUUACAGCAUGUUCCGGGUGCUCUUAAGGUCGAGGUUAUAGAGAGCGUUCAGUGAGACCUACAGUGGGUUCUGUUUUGUUUGUCUAUUUUUAUUUAUUAAUUUUGAAUGCAUGUCUGCCCAUUGUGAAGGGGGGAUAAGAGGCUUGGGUUGGCAGCUUGACUUUGUUUUGUUUUGUUUUGUUUUGUUUUUCAGAAAAACAAGAAAUAUAGUCAAGUCUCACUGUCUCAAAGAACAAGAUGCAUUUUUAAGUUUGCGAUACAGAUGACGUUUGCUGCUCCGCUGCAUCCUCUGUUGCUUAUUUCUGAUGCCUCAGCCUUCCUGUUUGUUUUGAUCCUGUGUCUUCUUCGUCCACCUCCUUCUCCUCCUCCUCCUUUAAAGACAAACAAUAUUUUUUCCGUGGGAGACAUUUUGUCCUUGAGACAGAGGACGCUUAUCUACUAGACAACACUGACAAACUCGGGAUCAGAAACUCAUUCAGUCGCCAAUUUUCUCUUUGUUGUUGUGGAAGAGUGUUUUCUGCGGCUCUUAAAGGUUGUUUUCUAUUGUCCACCUUGAGAAGGAUGGUUUUGGCAUCUUUGCCCUUUUUGCUUGGGGAUGUUCAUUUUGCUUUUUGUGUGUUUGGUAGUGUGUUUUUCCUCGCCAUGGAUGACCUGAGAAGGUGUAGCGGACAUUUUCAGUAGGAACGGCACAAAUCAGUUGGUCAUUCGUCUUGCCCUUUUCAAAGCUACACAAAGACCUUUCUUCAGAAAUGAAUUGUAAAGUAAAGCUGCAGAAGUGACUGAAAGAAAAUGUUCCAUUACUAUCUGCCGUAAAAGAAGGGGGAAAACGAUAUUGUGUUGUGCUCUUUGGUAGACCCCCUGUCAUUGCUAAAAGGGGGAAAUGUUUGUGCACCAGUUUAAAUGUCAGGGAAAAGCUAUUUAGGAGAUACGAGAGAACUUUCUAGAGUGCAUUUAGGGUCUCUUCAUUCAAGUUUCACAGAGAAUGUCUCAUGGUAACAUCCACACAACCUGCUGGAGAGUCAAUUACAAGUGACAAAUGAACACUAAGGUUAGCGAGAGCAUCUACAGUGCUAUCUGUAUGCGCAGCUCCAUUCAACUUAAAAUGGCUGCCCCAGAUGACUGAAAGUAUUGAUGUAGGCUAUGUGAGUUUCUCACUCACUUACUCUCUCUCUCUCUUCUCUCUCUCUCUCUUUCUCUCUCUUUCUGUCUUUCUCCACCCAUGUGUGUGUGUGUCACAGGCUAGUAUUUCUGUCGUCUCAUAAAUCUCUUUAUGACUAUUCAUUACCAGGCUCAUAUCGCAACAGCAGCAGGUAAUCGAUGCAUAGCAUUAGCCCUCUGCGGCGCGGAGCUUGUUAAGCAGCGUUCGCUGAUUUAGUGAGGGGCGUUCAGGCGCAGGCGACACUAAGUCCGAGCGGCAGACCCGAAAUCAAAACCCCCUGCUUUUAAUUAGUGGGAUUUGAGGAAAUGCAGACUUGAUGUCAUUUGAUCUAUGGAUGCGAGCCAUUGAGUUAACCAAGAUCAACAGCACCAUAGGCCGAUCUGCCGCGGAUAAAAUGAGUAUCUCACGUCCACCGGCUCUCUCUUUCUCUCUCUCUCUCUCUCUCUCUCUCUCUCUCUCUCCUCUCUCUCUCUCCUCUCUCUCUCUUUCUCUCUCUCUCUCCUCUCUCUCUAUCUCUCUCUCUCUCUCUCUCUCUCGCAGCCUCCGGUUCACAGUAUUUUUCUGUUUCCCUGAGUCAAUCUUCAUUGUUCACUCUUCACUUUCUAGGGAGGUUUCAGCUCCCUUGCAUUCCCUUAGUUUUGUUGUUUUGUUUCUCUCCUUGCAUUUGUUGGAGUGCAUUAGGGCCUAGUGUGUGUGUGUGUGUGUGUGUGUGUGUGUGUGUGUGUGUGUGUGUGUGUGCGCGUGCGUGCGUGUGUGUGACCAUGGUCAUCAGCAUUUUAAGCGUGCAAGUCAAAGGGCAGCCCCACGGGGGUGAGAGGAGCAUUUCCUGUGGGCUCCUGCGUCUCCACGGAGAGGGAUGAUACGGCUGGUGAUCAGGGGAGCACAAGGGGCUGAUGGGUAAUAGGAGGCCAUUAGACGCCUGGGGAUGGAGGCUUUCAUCUUGCCCGACCUCCCACAGGACCCUGCAAAGUGAAAAGAAGCCUUAAAGAGGGAUAUUAUGUUGGCUUCAGCAAUUCUACUCUCUCUCUCUCUCUCUCUCUCUGCUCUUUCUCUCAUGUACUCAUUCUUUCCUUUUCUUCACCUUUUCAAUUCUACUCUCUCUCUCUCUCUCUCUCUCUGCUCUUUCUCUCAUGUACUCAUUCUUUCCUUUUCUUCACCUUUUGUUACUCUUACUGUCACAGUAUUUUUCUCUCGCUGUUCCCUGUCAAAAUUUUUCUGGUUCUUAAUUUCCCCUGUUCUCUCUCCUCUAUGACCUCUACACGCAUAAAAACACACACACACACACACACACACUUUCUCUCUCCCUCUCUCUUUUUCUCUCUCACACACACUCACUCACUCACACUGAUAAAUCAGAGUCUACUCAUCGUACAUAUUUGAAUGUUGUCACGUGUGAAGCCUCUGAAACUUUAACAGCAAGUGUAAUGAGAGCCAUCUGUCUUGUUGUUUCUGCUUCCCCCAUCAGUCGGCUGCUAAUGUUAAAUCACACUGUAGACUUUCUAUGAUUGAUCCCCUCUCUCCAAAAUGGACUUGCUGAUUAUUUAUGAAUGCUGUGUAGCUGCUACAAACAGACACACACAUUCACAUGGGCUCUGUUCUUCUCUCUUUCUCCAUCUCUCUCUCUCUCUGUCUGACACACACAUGCACACACGCGCACACACACACACACACACACGCUCUGACUCUGAAAUCUGAUCUUGCUCUCCCUCAACACUAACAAUGUGAUAACGGAUAUAUUGUUGUUGGCCCUAUAUUGUGCUUGUAGCCUGCUCGACAUCAAUGAAAGCUGCGUUGCUCUAUCCUACCCUGAUGUGCCCUGGCUCAUAUUAUCGCUUCCCUGUCGAUCUUUUUUUAAUUUGUAUUUAUGGUGUGGUUAUGGCCUGACUUCAAAGGUCAUCUAUACAGACAAUUGCAAACCAUAUACAUACCCUACAGAUGCACUACUACUGUUACCACCAUUCUCUUGACUGGCACAUGUAAACAGUUAAUGGCCAUAUUUGCAAGAGUUUCCUUUGUUAAUUCUAUAUAUUUUUUACUUUGUAAAGAAUAAGAAAAAAAAUACUAUCUGACCGUGAGAUGUAAUAUAAUAUGCAGUAGUGUGGCUUUGUCCAUUUGCAUCACAGAGACUGAGUGUGUAUAAAUCUGUAGUCCUGAUUGUAGUUAUAGACCCCCUCCUUUCCCCCUCUCCCUCGCUCCUCUUUCCUGCUUUCUUGUAGUGUAGUGAGGUUUUAUUUUUUAUUUUCAAAAUCUGUCUUUCUCUUCUACCCCCCCCCCCCCCUCCCCCUCCUCCACCUACGUCCUCUCGAGUCCAAAUGGAAUGUUGAUGUGCUGGGCUGAUGACUUUGUUCUGAUUUUAACUGUAAAGAAAAACAAAAAUUCCAUAACAAGAUAUGAAAAUGAUGUUUGUCUGAAAUAAAACUCGAGUCUGUCCUG
This is a messenger RNA of Alosa sapidissima (American shad), 5887 nucleotides long. RefSeq names its product SPARC (osteonectin), cwcv and kazal like domains proteoglycan 1 (gene spock1). The record is from RefSeq and is a predicted model, not a curated record. Gene Ontology annotation, molecular function: calcium ion binding; protein binding. The transcript is spliced from 13 exons. The coding region runs from base 194 to 1606 and encodes 470 amino acids. Lineage: Eukaryota; Metazoa; Chordata; Actinopteri; Clupeiformes; Clupeidae.